AUGCCGACCGAAUUUGUGGCAGCAAAAGCAAAUAUCUCAUUCACAACGGUUUGGGUUCAUAUACUAGGGCUCCCUAUAGAAUAUUUCGACGAAACGAUCUUAGUGGAGAUUGGGAAAUUAAUAGGGACACCAUUAAAGGUGGAUAUCCAUACAGCAUGGACAACGAGAGGAAAAUUCGCAAGAAUCUGUGUCGAGAUUGAUUUGAACAAACCUUUAUUAUCGAAGGUUCGUAUAGGGAAAAAGAUCUUUAACGUGGAAUACGAAGGCUUGCACGCAAUUUGUUUUCAAUGUGGAAUGGUAGGCCACAGAGCUUCGGGUUGUCCGAUAAGGUCUCCAGAAGAUACUCAGACGAGGGAAGAAAGGGAGGAUCCCCCUCGACAAGAGGAACAACAAAAUCAGGAGGAGGUUAAGGAACCAGAAAACAUUCCAGCGAAAAAAGAAUUGAGCAAAGAUCUCAAUAAAGAAAGAUUUGGUCCAUGGAUGUUGGUGCAAAGGAAACAAAGGGGGACACGGCGAAAUAGCAAGAAUAAAGGGACCUCACAACAAGAUAACCGGCAUGGGAAUAGAUUUGCAGCACUGAAUAACGCCAAUCCAGAGGAAAUCAAUACUGAGAUAGAGAUAACGGACCACGAACAAGAGAAAAAUAGGGACACACCAUACACAAGUAAGAUAAUAUCAAGAGCUAGCAAGAAUGAAGGAGGUAAGCCACCAAACCAACCGGCUAAAACAGUCCAGAGUGAAAGAAAUGUAGAAAACACAGGCAAUGAGGCGGUAAGAUGGGGAAAAUCACCUGUAAAAGAUGUAAUGACUAUUGAUCCAGAGAAUGGAACUUUUAGACAAGAAGUAGAUAUACAAAGAAGUCACACAAAUCCAAAUCAGAGGGACACGAAUAUGGAUAUCCAAUCGUUGGAAAUUCAAGUAGAAAAUAUGAUCACCCAAUGA
Hibiscus syriacus is the source of this 942-nucleotide messenger RNA. RefSeq lists its product as uncharacterized. NCBI's taxonomy places the organism in Eukaryota, Viridiplantae, Streptophyta, Magnoliopsida, Malvales, Malvaceae. The record is from RefSeq and is a predicted model, not a curated record. The coding region runs from base 1 to 942 and encodes 313 amino acids. The transcript has a single exon. Gene Ontology annotation, molecular function: nucleic acid binding; zinc ion binding.